This is a messenger RNA of Heterotrigona itama, 3105 nucleotides long. The record is from the annotation of a GenBank genome assembly. NCBI's taxonomy places the organism in Eukaryota, Metazoa, Arthropoda, Insecta, Hymenoptera, Apidae.
AUGAGCUGCGAAAAGAUGGUGAAGGAGCUGGAGGCUGCUUCUUCAAGCGAGGUGGAGGCCUACGUGGUCAAUCUUCCAAGGCCUUUGAACAUAGAAGAGAAGAAGUAUCUGUUAGCGGUGGAACGAGGCGACCUAGCCAACGUCAAAAGAUUCAUUCAAUUCGCCAACAAUGGUGGCGUCAACGGCAAGUCGCUUGAUAUAAAUUGCGUGGAUAGUCUGGGACGUGGUGCUCUGUCAUUGGCGAUCGACGCGGAGAAUUUGGAGAUGGUCGAACUGUUGAUAGUGAUGGGCGUAGAGACGAAAGAUGCGCUCCUUCGAGCCAUCGACCAAGAGUUUGUCGAAGCUGUCGAGUUGCUGCUCGAGCACGAGGAACUGCUGACCGAAGUCAAUGCGGCGAGAGAGGUGAUCCACAGUUGGCAGAAGGUCGAGCCAACGUCCGCGAGAUACCCGCCAGAGAUCACGCCUCUGAUCUUGGCCGCGCAGCGAAACAACUACGAGAUUUUGAAGCUGCUGCUGGAUCGUGGUGCUACUCUGCCCAUGCCUCACGACAUUAAAUGCGGAUGCGCCGAUUGUCUGCGAUCGGCAGCGGAUCCUCUGAGACUAUCGUCCACGAGAAUUUCCGAGUACAAAGCACUGGCGAGCCCGAGUUUGAUAGCUCUCAGCUCGAUGGACCCUCUGCUAACAGCUUUCCAAUUGAGCUGGGAACUUCGUGAACUGGCGAUCGCCGAGCCGGAGAGCAGAGGCGAAUAUCUGAAGCUCCGACGGCAGACAGAGCGAUUCGCUGUUGAUCUGCUGCAACAAGUGCGAACCACCACGGAAUUGCACACGAUCCUCAAUUACGAUCCGGAGGACCAGGGGAACUUGGCGACGAAGCAGCUGGCUAGAUUGGAAUUGGCCAUACGGCAUAAGCAGAAAACUUUCGUCGCUCAUUCCCACGUGCAGCAACUGUUGGCAGCGAUCUGGUACGAUGGCCUGCCUGGCUUCAGGCGUAUGAGCACGUUGAAAAAAUGCGGCGUCCUGGCAAGGACUGCCAUCACGUUCCCAUUUUACUCUGCAAUGUACCUGCUAGCGCCAGAAUCGAAAGCCGGUCGAACGAUGCGAAAGCCAUUCGUCAAGUUCCUCGUCCACGCCGCGUCGUACGUCCUCUUUCUGUUUAUCCUGAUGCUGGUGUCGCAACGCGCAGAAGUGGAAAUAGUGAAGAUAUUCGGCAGCAAAGAAGCAAGGAAAAACAUCGAGACGGAAUUGGCGAGGCAAAGAGGCGCGCCACCUUCGUCCCUGGAGUGUGUCGUUGUCCUCUACGUUUUUGGAUUCAUUUGGCAAGAGGCGAGAGAGGCUUACGUGGACGGUCUGAGGGCGUAUUUACGAGACAUGUGGAAUUUCAUCGACUUCACGAGGAAUUCUCUCUACGUCGCGACGAUGGUUCUCAGAACGGCUGCCUACCUUCAACAAAGAGCAGAGAUCAGCCAAGAUGCUGCGGCUGCGUUGGUCCCGAGGGAAACAUGGAGCGACUUCGAUCCUCAGUUAAUAGCGGAGGGUCUGUUCGCAGCCGCGAAUAUCUUCAGCGCCUUGAAACUCAUCCACUUGUUCAGUAUCAAUCCUCACUUGGGGCCCCUUCAGAUAUCUCUAGGCAGAAUGGUGAUAGACAUCGUCAAGUUCUUCUUCAUUUACACGCUGGUGCUUUUCGCGUUUGCCUGCGGCCUGAAUCAACUGCUCUGGUACUUCGCUGAACUGGAAAGACGGAAGUGUUACAGCGGCAUUGGCGAUCCAUCUUGGGAUCCUGCCAGCGAGUCUUGUCUAAGAUGGAGAAGGGAUCAAGAGUUACACUCGAUUCUGGGGCCUGUUGAUGUUCGGUUCUUACUCUGUGAUCAAUGUGAUCGUUCUGUUGAAUCUUCUGAUCGCCAUGAUGAGCAACAGCUACGCAGUCAUCGAGGAACGCGCGGACAAAGAAUGGAAGUUCGCGAGGACGAAGCUGUGGCUGAGUUACUUUGAGGACGGUGGCACUCUUCCUCCCCCGUUCAACAUUCUCCCGCCACCGAAGCUGCUUUUCAGGCUCUGCGGCCUGCAGAGGAAGAAAGUCGAGGGAGAGACGAACGAUGGCAAACAAGCAUACAGCUCCAAAUAUGAAGCCGUGAUGAGAGCUCUGGUAUGGCGGUACGUCGUGAACGCGCACUCUGAACGAGAAAUGGACCCAGUCACCGAGGACGACGUGCACGAACUGAAGUCAGACCUGUCGUCGUGGAGGUGUGAAUUGCUGGAGAUUUUCAGCAGGAACGGCAUGGAUAUUGCCGGGGCUGAUAUCAAAGAAAGAACCGUUCUUGGCAAGAAAAUGAAGGUCUGGGAACGACAGCUGAUGAAGGACAUCCACGUGACGAUCCCUGCAUCAGGCACAGAUUCGAAAGAACAGCUGGAGUCUCUUCAGCGACCGACCGAAGGCGAAGACAACGUCGCCAAGUGGAAAAGAAUCGCUAAAAUGGCCGUGCUGCGAUCUGCCAGUUAUCGUUGGAGCCAGGUACGAAUUCCAGUUCGAAAUUUCCCCGACGAAACGAACCGUUUGCUACGACAGAAACGGUGGAAACAUUUUCCACAGGUAGUGGACAACGCGGUGAGGAGCUCGCAGAUUGGUAAAAGCACCAGCGAAGCGAAUCAAUCGAGCUUGAAGAAAGCGAUGCAAGAGGCGCAGAGGCUGAGCAACAGGAGUCCCUUGCCACCUGUGUCGCCGGUGGAAUUACCCGAAAGCACAGCCUCGACGAUUCUUCAUGUUCUUCGUGACAUCGUCGAAACUGAGUGCAAAGCAUUGCCCGGAACUCCGAUCCUCACUGUCGUCACCGACCACGAUAAUACCGAUGUCAAAAGUCAUCAACACUCUCUGUUCAUCCAAUGAGCAACCCCAAGUUCACAUCUGGCUCAUCAAUGAGGAACACGAAUAAAUCUAGCAGUGGCACAGAAUCAACAUUGUCUGCUUAUGCGGAUGGCAAAAUAACAAAGUCGCGAUUGAAACCUGCACUGAGUCCUAAGAAGAGUACAAACAUACCGGAGGAUAGAGAGAAAUUAGUAGACAUAGUUAGUAGGCCUAGAUCACCACGAGUAUCGAAUAGUAGAGGAGGU